CUUAUUCUUCUUCUUCUUCUUCUUCUUCUUCAAAUGCUCCAACACCAACAACAAUGGUGGGGUUAAGCGUGGUUUUAGAAUCCAACCAAGGAGCCUACUCCACCUCCAUCCUUCUCUCAAAUCUCACCCUCAACUACUCUAAAUCCUCUCUCACCAAAACCCCCUCCUUUCGCCUCCAUUCCUGCUUCCUCUGCAAACGCACACUCUUGCCUGCAAAUGAUAUCUACAUGUACAAAGGAGAUAGGGGAUUCUGCAGUGAGGAAUGCAGGCGCAAACAGAUUUUCAUGGAUGAAGAAGAGAGUUUCAUGAAAGACAAUAAUUCUCGUAAAACCCCGUCGUCUUCGAGCUCUGAAUCUUCUUCUUCUUCUUCAAUGGCGGCGGCGGCGGCGAAGGGGAAGGGGAAGGCGGCUUCUAGGAGUAAUAAAUAACUGCAAAAGUGGGAGGGGACAGUUUUGAGAGGGUUUCGGAUGAAAAUUACGGAAGUACCCUUAGGUGUAAUUUACUAAAUUACGGAUGAGAUGAGAGACCCUAAUCUAACACUCCUACUUCCUUUGUUUGGAAUUCAAUAUAAUCCUCAAGUUUAAAUACUACGUUGCUUCUCUUCCUUUUUCUUUAAUCUCUGUAAUUUUACUUUUUAAAUUGAGUUUGAGGGUUAAUUU
Molecule: messenger RNA, 659 nt
Organism: Cucumis sativus (cucumber)
Lineage: Eukaryota; Viridiplantae; Streptophyta; Magnoliopsida; Cucurbitales; Cucurbitaceae
Product: FCS-Like Zinc finger 15
Exons: 2
Coding region: 54-428 (124 amino acids)
Source: RefSeq, a predicted model, not a curated record